AUGGCCUCCGGUCGAAGAAACGUCUACAUCAACCCCCGCGCCGGGCCCCUCGGCCGCGACCUGGACACAUCCGCCGUCCAGGCCUUCCACCGGCAGCUCCCCUCCUUCGCCCGCACACCCCUCAUCUCCCUCGAUGCCCUCGCCCGCGACCUCGGCGUCAAAGCUGUCUUCCUCAAAGACGAGAGCAACAGGCUGGGCCUCCCCGCCUUCAAGAUCCUCGGCGCAUCAUGGGGCACUUACCGCGCCAUAACAGCACAUCUCGCCCUGCCCGCCGACACGCCCCUCGACGAUGUCGCCCAGGCGGCCCAGAAGAAUUCUGUUUCUCUCUACGCCGCGACCGAGGGAAACCACGGCAGGGCCGUCGCCUUCAUGGCCCGCAUCCUCGGCAUCUCAGCGCACAUCUACGUCCCCCGCAGCGUCAACGGCGACGCGGCGACUCUCAUCGCCUCCGAGGGCGCCCACGUCGUCAUCAGCAACUCCCACUACGAUGACGCCGUUCUCGAAGCCUGGCGCACCUCCAAGUCCGUCCCGGGCGGCCUGCUCAUCCAGGACAACGCCUUUGAAGGCUACGAGCAGAUCCCCGCCUGGAUCGUCGAGGGCUAUUCCACCCUCAUCGUCGAAGCCGAGCAGCAGGUCGCCGAGCAGGGCCUCGCCCCGACACUGAUGGUCUCCCCCGUCGGCGUCGGCUCCCUCGCCCACGCCGUCGUCUCCCACUGCAAAUCCGCCGGCCGCGAACACGCCGUGCUGACUGUCGAGCCCGACACCGCGCCGUGCCUGUGGAAGAGCCUGCGUGCCGGCGAGCCCGUCUCGGUGCACACGUCGAGCACCAUCAUGGACGGCCUCAACUGCGGCACCGUCUCCCUAACGGCGUGGGCGGAUUUGCAGGCUGGUGUCGACGCGAGUGCUACAGUGUCGGACUUUGAAGCGCAGCGGGGAGUCGAGUAUCUCGAGACCGAGGGCGUGCAGAGCGGGCCCUGCGGCGGCGCGACUGUUGCUGCGCUCCGGCGUCUUGCGGAGGUGAGCCCGCGGCCGGCGUGUCUGUCGGAGGAUUCUGUUGUUGUUCUGCUCAACACUGAAGGCCGGAGGAAGUACACGACGCCUCGUGAUGUUUCUGUAGAUGACCCUGUCAGGCUGACACAGAUUCUGACGACCAUCGACUCGUCUAACCCUGACCUUUCUAAGGCGUCUGGCGCAGGCGAGGCGGAGAUUGCAAGCUACAUCUCGGCCUGGCUGCAGCACCGUGACAUCGAGGCGCACUGGCUGGAAGGCACAAAACCCGGCCGCCCUUCCGUCGUCGGCGUCCUGCGCGGCAAGGGCGGGGGCAAGUCAAUCAUGCUCAACGGGCACAUUGACACCGUCAGCCUGGGCAGUUACUCGUCAGACCUCGAUCCUCUCAGCGGCGAGUUGAAGGCGGAGGACGGCAACAGGAUUUACGGCCGCGGGUGUUUGGACAUGAAGGCCGGUGUUGCCGCCGCCAUGUCCGCGAUGGCGCAGUUCAACUCAGGGGGGAGCUCUUCUCUCCGCGGAGACGUCAUUUUGGCUGCUGUGGCCGACGAGGAGAACUUUUCCUUUGGCACCGAGGAGGUCCUCGCGGCGGGGUGGAGAGCCGAUGCGGCCAUCAUCCCUGAACCGACGCAGCAGGAGGUCAUCUUUGCGCACAAGGGCUUCCUCUGGGUCGAGAUCGACGUCCUCGGCGUCGCUGCCCAUGGGUCCAUGCCGGAUAAGGGCGUUGACGCAAUCUUGCUUGCUGGAGCGGUGCAGACUGCCCUCUUGGGGUAUGCAAAGGGGCUGCCGACGGAUGACCGUCUGGGGAAGGCGUCGUUGCACGGCGGGCUCAUACAAGGCGGCGAGGAGCCCUCGAGCUAUCCGGACAAGUGCACACUGACUGUUGAGUUUCGCACCGUUCCGUCGCAGUCGAGGGAUUCCAUCCUGCGCGAUGUGGAAGGAAUUCUCGAGGGGAUAGCAUCGAGCACGCCAGAGUUCAAGUACGCCCCGCCACGUGUGACAUUUGAGCGCCCCUGUUUCGCGCUGGCUGCGGACGAUGAAUUUCUCACGGACUUUGUCUCCCACGUGUCGAGAGUCACCGGCAGUGUCCCUGAGCCGAAUGGCAUGCCGUUCUGGUGCGAUGCCGCGCUGUUGCAUCAAGUCGGUAUCCCGUCGGUUGUACAUGGGCCAAAGGGCUUUGGGCUUCAUGGAAAGGAAGAGUGGGUUAGUGUAGAGAGUCUCCGCGAGGUUACUGCCGUGAUGACAAACGUUGUUGAGGACUUUUGCGCAUAG
This is a messenger RNA of Colletotrichum chrysophilum, 2277 nucleotides long. RefSeq lists its product as uncharacterized. The coding region runs from base 1 to 2277 and encodes 758 amino acids. The transcript has a single exon. The record is from RefSeq and is a predicted model, not a curated record. NCBI's taxonomy places the organism in Eukaryota, Fungi, Ascomycota, Sordariomycetes, Glomerellales, Glomerellaceae. Gene Ontology annotation, molecular function: hydrolase activity.